This is a messenger RNA of Schistosoma turkestanicum, 1622 nucleotides long. Lineage: Eukaryota; Metazoa; Platyhelminthes; Trematoda; Strigeidida; Schistosomatidae. The record is from the annotation of a GenBank genome assembly.
CUCAUAGAAGCUUAAAGAAAGGGAUAAACAAAGUUCAUUGGUUUUGUGUUUUCAACGCAGAAAUCUCGAUUAAAUCCUUCACCCAACACCGCCUAAUCAUAAGGUCACGCACAUUAUUUGAGUGAUGGCCUUCAACGGCUUUAAAGAGAUCUUUGUCAAACAAAAGACUUUUCGUCCGAAGAAAAAGUUUGCACCAGAUACUAUUCGUUAUCACUUGCACAAACAUGCAGAGGCUUCGCUAAGCGCGGGAAUCGAUCUCAGAGAAGCGGUGAAAAAGCCUGAUGAUGAGGAACUAAAUGACUGGAUUGCGGUUCACGUUGUUGACUUUUAUAAUCGCAUCAACCUCAUAUACGGGACCAUAUGUGAUCGUUGCACUGAGAAGACGUGCCCCACUAUGUCUGGGGGCAAAAAGUUUGAAUACCAUUGGCGCGAUAAUAUUCACUACAAAAAACCAACUCCUUUACCGGCACCUAAAUAUAUUGAUGAGUUGAUGGACUGGGUUGAUGCGCAGAUUAAUGACCCAUCACUUUUCCCGACUGAUAUAGGUGUUCCUUUCCCAAAAUGCUACAUUCCAACUGUUAAAAAAAUAUUUGGCAGGUUGUUCCGAGUGUUUGUACAUGUCUAUAUCCAUCACUUCGAUCGUUUGCAUGAGAUAGGAGCGGAGGCUCAUGUCAACACUUGCUACAAGCAUUUCUACUAUUUUGUAACUUAUUUCGAUCUGAUCGAUAAAAAGGAACUGGAACCUUUGAAUGAUUUAACCCAAAGAAUCUGUCAUUAACAGAAUCAGAUGGAUAAGUUGCUCGCAUAUUUUUAACACCAAAUCUGUCUUAAUCACCAAACGGUUAUAUAAGGGCCGAAACUGAUAACAUAGACAGCCUCCGCACUUCUACGUGUACCAGUUCUGGCUUUUUCGUUUAACAAUUUCCUUUUUCCUUUCAUCCGAAGGAGACUGGGUUUUCUUCUUAUCAUAUCUUAUUUUAAAAUAUAUCUCCUCGCUGUUUACUGUUCUUAAAAUAAGAAACUAUGCAUUUCCCCGUCAUCCAUACCAUUAUUCGAUUGGCAUUCAGAAAUAAUAUUCUAUUUUGAUUUAUGUACAGUUAUUUCCUUCGCUAUUUUUUGAUGCAUCUAUUAAGCUCAUCUAAUAUAUGCAUUCACUAUUUUCUUACGUCAAAUCUAUAUUAAACGUUUGAUUUUUAAAAAAAAUAUUACCACAGAUUAUUCUCACUGCUACUACUGGAUGUAUCAAAAAGCUUUUGUAUAUUUUAAGCAAUUAGUUAUUUCUAUCCUAAAUGGGGAAGCCAAUUCUCGAUUUUGACAAAUGUACCAUUUUAAUAAUUUCGUUCAUGUAUUUCAUCUACGUAAAUGAAAAUUGUAUUUCCAUAUAGCCGAAAAAUUGAUUGUACAUGCACCGAAGUUUGAGAAAUGUUAAUCCAGUCCACUUACAAAUGAUUUUUAUGAAUGUUUAUUCUAUAUCAUCUUGAUUGAGUAGUAAUUCAACAAAAGUAAAGGCGUUAGUUUUUCGACUUCAACCAUUUUAUACCUUAGGUCUACAUACCUAAUAAAUUGUAUCUCGAAGUUUUGUUCAUAGACCUAUAAUUUUCAACUUCAUAAUCCUUUUCCUG